Molecule: messenger RNA, 723 nt
Organism: Meloidogyne enterolobii
Lineage: Eukaryota; Metazoa; Nematoda; Chromadorea; Rhabditida; Meloidogynidae
Source: the annotation of a GenBank genome assembly
AUGCCAUUUUCUGAAUUUGGAAUGGUUCCAGAUAUUCUUUUUAAUCCUCACGGGUUUCCUUCUCGAAUGACAAUUGGAAUGAUGAUUGAGAGUAUGGCUGGAAAAGCGGCAGCAACACAUGGAGAUACUUUUGAUGCUUCUCCUUUUGUUUUUAAUGAACAAAAUACGGCUAUAGAACAUUUUGGGAAAAUGUUAUCAAGAGCUGGUUAUAAUCAUUAUGGAGAGGAAACUAUGUAUUCAGGCGUGGAUGGACGUGAAAUGAAAGUUCAAAUUUUCUUUGGUAUUGUUUAUUAUCAACGUUUACGUCAUAUGAUUUCUGAUAAGUUCCAAUUUACUCUUCAACCUGUAAAAGGUCGUAAACGUGGUGGGGGUGUUAGAUUUGGGGAAAUGGAAAGAGAUUCAUUAAUAGCCCACGGAACAGCUUUUUGUCUACAAGAUCGUCUUUUAAAUUGUUCGGACAAAGAAGAAGCUCAUGUCUGUGGAAGAUGUGGUUCAAUAGUUUCUGUUAGUCAACUUAAACCACACAUGGCUAUGCUUAAAUAUGGCGCUAUCGAAGAUGAUUUUCAAAAAUUUACUCAAAUUCAUUGCUCACUUUGUAAAAAAGAUGAUCAAGUUUUUCAAGUUCAAAUACCGCGUGUUUUUCGCUACCUUUGUGCCGAACUUAGUGCUGUUAAUGUAAAGAUACAAUUAUCUAUUGCACAUCCCCGUGAUAUUAAACAUUAA